AAUAUGACAGCCUUCUUAUAAGACUUCGUUUGGAUUGUUCUUACCGCUGUUAAGAUUGCCAACAAUUCAGCGUUUGUGAUGGAGUAAUUCGGGUUGAUUUUCUCGGAGAUUGUUUGGUUUUCUGAGGCAUCAUAAACUGCCAGUGCUGUUCCUGACGACGUUUUGGAGGCAUCUGUGUAAAGAAUUCUUUGCUGUGUUUAUCCUUUUUCUCGUUCUCCUCGUUGAGGUUCAGCACGAUGUAUCUGGAUAGAUGUCGGUCGGAGUAUUGGAGUCUGCCGUGCUGUUUCUGUUAGGAAAGUGCCGUUUACAGAGUCUCCUAGGACGGCUCGUUCGAUGAAUUCUUGGAGUUGACUACUGUGAAAAGAGCUUUUCAGGACUUCUUUCAGAGUUAGCAGCUCUCGUCGAGUAUCCAAGGGAAUCUGUCCAGUUUCGGCGAGUAUGACGUGAAUCGGAGUUGUCUUCAUGAAGCGCAUAGCAUAUCGGAGAUUCGGCAUUCACGAUUGUAUUGAAGACAUUCAGAAAUGAAAGUCCCUAGUUUUCAACGCAGUGAAUAAGGGCUUUAUGCAAACAUGCUACAGAAUUAAAAUUGUUCAUUUCCGAUGCUAGAGAAAACGAUUUGUCCUGAUUAUAUUUGUCUAACACAAAUCACUGCCUGGUGGACAGCGGCAUCCAAUGGGUAUAAAAAACCUGGCCACUAACUUUACAACAGCAAAGAGAAAAUGAAAGCUGAAGUAACAGUCCUGUUGGUAAUGUGCUUUUGCACAAUUACCACCGCAUUUGAUCCAACCGUACCGGAAGUUCUGCGAGGUCUUCUGAAGACUAUUCGGCAUCCUUUGCAGCUAUCCAUUGUAGGUUGCUGGGAGGAAUCAACUCGGAAGCAGUUUUUCGGUGUGUUCAAGGAAUCGUAUCUCACUUUGUAUACUGAUGAUCACAUCAGUCAACUUCCAGAGGACAUCAACCGGCAUCAGAUUUUUAUGGUAGUUGAUUUGAGUUGUCCCAAUUCUAUAGAACUUCUGGAAUCAGUAGGUAAAUGGCUUUACAUCAAGUAUCGGUGGCUGAUUCUGUGGUCAGCUUUUCUGAACGAUGAUCCACCUGACGAGGACACUCAAAUGCAGUUCUAUGUGCAAAGUUUGGCCGACCUUCCCGUCUUGGUUAGCAGUGAAGUUUUUCUAUUUAUUAAACGAGGGACAGAUCAUUUUUUGAUCAACCAAAUCUACAAAACUGGAGUCUCCAGCUCAUUGGUGGUGGAAUUGUUCGGCACUUGGAUCAAUGGAAGUUUGAUCGAUGAGCGAAAUUUAGCCGUGACUUCAACCCGUAGAUUGAACCUACGUGGACAUACGCUGCGUGCUUCGAUGGUCGUUACUAAUCCCGAAACGUUACAUCAUCUCACUGACUACAAAGAUAAACACAUUGAUACGAUCACUAAAGUUAACCAUGUCCUAACAAACCACUUGAUCGAGUACUUGGGCGCACAUGUAAAUUACUCCGUAGUGUCCAGUUGGGGUUACUACAAUACUUCUACGAAACGAUGGGAUGGCAUGAUCGGAGAAUUGUCACAUCGAACAGCGGACCUGGGAGCUUCUCCGUUGUUCUUCACCGUCGAUCGGAUCGCUGUGAUCGAGUACAUUGCCAUGACAUCCGCUACUCGUUCCAAGUUCAUCUUUCGAUCACCGAAGCUGUCCUACACGGAAAAUGUGUUCCUCUUACCGUUUGAUGACAUCGUUUGGCUCUGUAUCGGAGCAGUAGUUCUUCUGGCAUCGGGCUUACUACUGAUCACUGCCAUGGCAGAAACUCAUCUUUCGUCGGUUAGGAAACACUCCCGGGAUCCCUCGAUUCUGCAGCCGACUUUCAGGGACACGCUACUGAUGAUCUACGGUGCAACCUGUCAGCAGGGUUCGUCAAGUCUACCACGAAGUUUCUCGGCACGUACCAUUACGUUGAUAGCAUUUACCGUUCUGAUGUUCCUGUAUGGGUGCUACUCGGCCAACAUCGUCGCCCUACUGCAGAGCCCAUCGACGAAGAUUCGUACACUGGAAGAUCUGCUGGCGUCUCGGUUGAAGUUCGGUGUUCACGAUACGGUAUUCAAUCGGCACUAUUUCUCGCACGCAACGGAAUCGACACGGCAAGCGAUUUACGAGCGGAAGAUUCGUCAACCGUCCGGAUCGGAAAACUUCGUAACGCUUGAGCAAGGGAUCGAUCAGAUUCGACGGGGUCUGUAUGCGUUCCAUGUGGAGCAGGGAGUCGGAUACAAGGUCAUCAGCGAAACCUACCAGGAGGAUGAGAAAUGUGGUCUGCAGGAGAUUCAAUACCUGCAGGUAAUCGAUCCGUACUAUGCGAUCCAGAAGGAUUCGGCUUACAAGGAACAUGUCAAAAUUGGGUUGUUUCGACUGAACGAGCACGGAAUCCAAUAUAGGGAGAACUCCAACCUGUACACUAAAAAACCAAAGUGUACCGGAGGUGGAGGUAGAUUUGUACCAGUCAGUUUAGUUGAUACGGAACCCGCUAUCCUGGUGAUCGUGUGGGGUGCUGGUCUAUCUGCGGUAAUUUUUGUGGCCGAAAUGAUUUUCGUUAAAAUCAUGAAUCGAUACCACGAUUGGAGACCCUUUCGACCAGUGUCUCAAUUAGCUUACGUGAAUUGAUUAGUUUUAUUUAAAAUGCAAAGUAACACUCUAAACGAGAUAACAUACCCCGGUUGAACAAAUUGACUGGGGAAUAUGUCACUUUCAUUUAAUCGAAAUCAAAGGCCUACUACGUGAGAAGUUCUGAACGAUUCCCCAUUCGACAGUAGUAACGGUUAUGUUUUGCACGCAACAGGUCGCCAUCAAGCAAUGUUUGUAAUUUAAUAAACGCUGUAAAUGCAUUUGCUCCAUUGCCCGGAGCACCGAAGAGAUAGUUUGUUCAUAUAUUACGUAGACUGGCAGAUAUUGCCCCUUCGGUUGCUGCACGGAGAGAUAAGUUAGAAGAAAGUUUGAAACAUGUUUACGGUAAAUGUCUGCCGAGACUGUUAUUUUUCAACUAUGUUAUCAUCAUGUAAAGAAGAACAUAAUAAAUUCAUUUGCUUCAAUA
Messenger RNA from Malaya genurostris, 3066 nucleotides. Its product is annotated as ionotropic receptor 75a-like. NCBI's taxonomy places the organism in Eukaryota, Metazoa, Arthropoda, Insecta, Diptera, Culicidae. Gene Ontology annotation, cellular component: membrane. Gene Ontology annotation, molecular function: glutamate-gated receptor activity. The transcript is spliced from 7 exons. The coding region runs from base 720 to 2639 and encodes 639 amino acids. The record is from RefSeq and is a predicted model, not a curated record.